Chaetomium strumarium is the source of this 2873-nucleotide messenger RNA. Its product is annotated as amino acid transporter. Lineage: Eukaryota; Fungi; Ascomycota; Sordariomycetes; Sordariales; Chaetomiaceae. Bases 414 to 2507 code for a protein of 697 amino acids. The record is from RefSeq and is a predicted model, not a curated record. Gene Ontology annotation, biological process: proline transport; amino acid transmembrane transport. Gene Ontology annotation, molecular function: L-glutamine transmembrane transporter activity. Gene Ontology annotation, cellular component: fungal-type vacuole membrane. The transcript has 8 exons.
CAAAACUACACUCGAUCCUCGCUCAAACUCCUGCCCCUAGCAUCAACAACUGUCAACCAUUCCCUGCAGCUUGAUAUCAGACUGUAGAACACAUUGUUUACCUUAACACGCCCGAAUAGGUCUCUCUAUCACACACUGCAGCGCUUCUAUCUACUAUCACACGACCGUGAACCUGAAAGCACAAGUAGUCGUAGUCGCCGGCCCACCAACUCCACAAAUCGCUAUCUCGCCGCCGCCCUAUCCCUGCGCCGCAAGCGCGUCGUUCAGGACCCCACGAUGCCCCGCGACAGUACCUACUAGUAGGUAACUGUGUAGCUCAGGUCGACUAGCCAGUGACCUGAAUUUGCCUCAACUUUUUCUGCUCGACUUUCGCCUAUCCAUCGUCCCUCCCCUGUGUUGGAUCAUCGUGCGCAAUGACUUCUAGAAACGCGAUAAACUGGGAACAGUACGAGCGCGGAAGCUCCUCGCCAGCGGGCAGCGUCUCGUCCUUGGGCAACCGGAGCGGCCAGUUCGAGUCUCCGCUAGGCCGCAGUGCCGACUCGAACCAGGACAAUGGCGAGUGGCCGCCGCUUAGGCGGAGGAGAUCCUCCAUGACCAACCGCCUGACGGCCCUGACCGACAUCGGCGGCGUCAACAGCAUCCGCUCCUUCACGCGCAGCUGGCAGCGCGCCGCCGGCUUCCCCGAGGUCAUCCCCCAACGGCCCUCUUUCGUCUUUGCUCCGGACCAGGCGCCCGUAGCAGCCACAGCAGAAGAAGCAGGAUCCCGCGAUGCCUCCCCCUACGCGCCGCGCGAUCUCGAGACCGGGUCGCCCUCGCUCAUCCGGCAGCAGCUCCAGGCCGCCCUACAGGCUUCCGGCCAACGCUCGUCGCCCCGCGCAGAGAGCCCGGCGCCAAGCGCAAGCCACAGCUCGCUGUACCGCCAGUCGAGCCGCGACUCGGGGGCGCAGAAACAACCGCUGUUGGAGGGCGAGAUGUCGCAGGCGUUCCGCGUGGGGAGCCACACGAGCGCCGGCUCGACCGGCUCGAUCUUCGCCAUACCGCCGCACCUGGCUGCGCCGUCGGUUGUCGGGAGCUAUGGGUCCGGUGCCGAUUACGGCACGAUUCGGUCGGACGUGGGCCGCGAGUCGAUGGCGGAGGCGGCUGCGCUGUGGAGGGAGCAGCAGGAGACGGGCGGCAACGUGCCCGACAGGGAGCUGCCGCCCAUCCUGGUCAAGGAGGUGGAGCAGGACGGCAAGAUUGUGCUGACGGUGGAGGGCCAGUCGACGCUGCCGCAGACGGUGUUCAACUCGACCAACGUUCUGAUCGGGAUCGGACUCCUGAGUCUUCCCAUGGGAAUCAAGUACGCGGGCUGGCUCUGCGGCAUGAUCGCCCUCUUCCUCUGCGCCGCCGUGACAGGCUGGACGGCCAAGAUUCUAGCCAAGUGCAUGGAUCUCGACCCGAGCCUCAUCACCUUCUCCGACCUUGCCUUCAUCUCGUUUGGCCGGAACGCGCGGAUAGCGACCAGUGUCCUGUUCACGCUGGAGCUCCUCGCAGCUUGCGUGGCGCUCAUUGUGCUCUUUGCCGACUCGCUCGACCUGCUCUUCCCGGGCUUUCUGUCGGUGACCGGCUGGAAGAUCUUUUGCGCCAUCAUCCUGGUGCCUCUGAACUUCCUCCCGCUGAGGCUGCUGAGCUUCACCAGCGUCAUUGGCAUCUUUUCAUGCUUCACUAUUGUGCUUAUAUUGAUUCUCGACGGCUUCAUCAAACCAACCUCGCCGGGCUCCUUGAUUGAGCCUGCCAAAACCUACCUGUUCCCCGCGAACUGGUUGACGCUGCCGUUGUCAUUCGGUCUGUUGAUGUCUCCAUGGGGCGGCCACAGCGUCUUUCCAAAUAUCUACCGCGACAUGCGCCACCCCUACAAGUACACGCAGGCGCUGAAGAUCUCCUUCUCCUUCACCUACGUCCUCGACGCCGUCACAGCCGUCACAGGCCUGCUGAUGUUCGGCGACUCGGUCCGCGACGAGAUCACGUCCAACAUCCUGCUCGAGACGAGCUACCCGCGCGCGCUGACGGCGCUCAUGUGCCUGUGCAUCGGCAUCAUCCCGCUGACCAAGAUCCCGCUCAACGCCCGGCCCAUCGUGUCGACGGUCGAGGUCCUGCUGGGACUGCACCAGCAGACCGUGGCCGAGACCCACCACGGCCUGAUGGGCAUGGGCCCCGGGCUGAGGGGCGCCCUGAAGGUCGCCACGCGCGUCGGCGUGGUCCUCGUGUUCUUGGUCAUGGCCGUGGUGUUCCCCGAGUUCGAUAGCAUCAUGGCCUUCAUGGGGAGCGCGCUGUGCUUUACCAUCUGCGUGACGCUCCCCCUCGCCUUCUACCUCAAGCUGUUUGGCCACGAACUCUCCCUGCGGGAGAAGGUCUUGGCCUCGACCGUCAUGAUACUGUCGUUCAUCCUGUCGGUCGUCGGCACAGUCUGGGCAUUUCUGCCCAAGAGCUUGAUUGGCGCUGAGCCGUCGGCGCCGUCGUUACGGUAGGACAGAUCGCGGAUAAUGAAAGCCUUUCGCCUUUUGCCUGAGACCCCCUUGGCGACUACGAUCCCGCCAAUACCGAGCCCGACAAAUGGCUAUAGUUCACUGCUCCUCUCCAGGAUCAAGACACCUAGACCAAUGCGCCGGCGACGUUGCUUGCUAUGGAUGGACAAGUGCCCGCAGAGGCCAGUUCGAUGUGCGUAGGUUUGGGCAUGGCGGGUGCGGGUGGCAUACCCAGACGACAACACACGCAGGACAGUGAUGGGGGGGUCUCUUCAUUGGUAGGGGGGCAAGUUGGAUGUCGCCUGUGACAAGUCACCCCCUCUGCUGGUGAAGUGAUAUCGGAUGUGAUGUGUUGGCGAGCCGGGGCUG